Messenger RNA from Anopheles bellator, 2388 nucleotides. Its product is annotated as 1-acyl-sn-glycerol-3-phosphate acyltransferase alpha-like. Gene Ontology annotation, molecular function: 1-acylglycerol-3-phosphate O-acyltransferase activity. The record is from RefSeq and is a predicted model, not a curated record. The transcript is spliced from 3 exons. Gene Ontology annotation, cellular component: endoplasmic reticulum; membrane. Lineage: Eukaryota; Metazoa; Arthropoda; Insecta; Diptera; Culicidae. Gene Ontology annotation, biological process: phosphatidic acid biosynthetic process. The coding region runs from base 140 to 1201 and encodes 353 amino acids.
ACCCCCGGGCCGGAUAUCCUGCAUCCUGAUCUGAGUGAAAGCAAUCGCCGUGUGGUGCAUUAAAGCGUGCGUGCGUGACGCAUUUACCCGCAGAAGCGGCUGGAAACAUCCACUUUGAGGAGACCGCCACACCGCCAACAUGAUAUCGAACUAUCUGGAGCUGUUCCUCAUCUGUGCAGUCAUACUGCUGCCAAUCUUCUACGAAACAUCGAGCAAAUUUCGCUACUUUUUCAAGUUCUUCGUCUACUACGCGGUCGUCAUACUGAACUCCUUUCUGCUUACGCCUAUCUUCAUGUUUCGCCCGUGCAACGUGCGGAACCUUGUGCUGGCCAGCAGGUUGUGCCGUGUAGCAUCGUCGAUCAUCAGCAUCAAAUGGGAGGUACGCGGAGGCGAACAUUUAAGCGCGGACCGGGCCAUGGUGAUGGUGGCUAACCAUCAAAGUUCGCUCGAUAUUUUGGGAAUGUUCGAUUUCUGGCAUGUGAUGGACAAAUGCACGGUGAUCGCCAAGCGGGAGCUAUUCUACGCCUGGCCAUUUGGGCUGGCGGCCUGGCUGUCCGGGUUGAUCUUCAUCGACCGGCGGCACGCGGAACGGGCCCAGUCGACGAUGAACGAUUCGACCAAAAUGUUGAUCGAAACGCGCACCAAGCUGUGGGUGUUUCCGGAGGGUACCCGGCGCACCACGAAUGAAAUCCAUCCGUUCAAGAAAGGUGCCUUCCACGUGGCGGUUCGGUCCCAGCUGCCGAUCCUGCCGGUCGUGUACAGUUCGUACCACACGUUCCUGGACGACCGGAACAAGGUGAUGAACCCGGGUCACGUGAUCGUGACGGCACUGCCGCCGAUCGAAACGAAGGGUCUAACGAUCGAGGACAUCCCGGCGCUCAUCGAGCGGACACGCAACGCAAUGAUCGACACAUUCAAAGCGUCCACCAAGGAGGUGGAAAAUCGAUUCAACCUAAGCGGCCACGGCAUGACAAAGAGCAGCCCGCCGGUUAGGAGUGCGGCAGCACGAUCCCAGCCGACCAGGCACACCAAGCAGCGGACGGAUGCCGUACCAGCGGACAUGCCGCUGGAAUCGAGUGGCGGUUGCAAUCUGUUGGAUGGUGGUGCGCGAAAGAUCGGUUCGCUGAUUGGUGGUGCGAACGAUGCGUCACCCAUCAAGGAACCGACGGCCUACCGACGGAAGGAUGUGCAGCGAGAUUAGUGGCCAACCGCUUGCCCGUCCACUCCGUUGUCCUGUGGGUCACGGCGGAUGUUGAGCGGUUAGCCUAACAUGUGUGAUGGCAUCGAAGCACGUUCCCCAGCUGCGUAUUGCAGCGAAGAACGAUUUUUAUCUAUUUGCCUAACAACAUUCUCUUAUUUAUGCGUUCCGAAUUUGCAGUGGUAGAACCCCAGUCGAUCGUACGAUGGUGGUUCACGGCCUGCCGGUGCUUCGCCCCUCACGAGAGUCUUAUUAAGUUCGGUUAACUCUCCAAGAGAGAUUUAAAUAGAGCCGUGAAAAUGCACGGCAGCGUAGAUAAGUAGUAGAAGAAUCAAGAAGCCAAAAGAACUCGAUCCCCGAAAUUUUAAUGCACGAAGAAGGAACAAAUGUCAUCUAAACAGAAGGCAACUUUUAGUAGGGUACGAGUUCUAUAAGAGAGCCGCAGUUUGGUUAGAAAUCAAGCACCGAACCCAAAGAUUGGAAGCACCGAACCCAAAGAUUCAACAAAAGAAUUACCAAAUAUUUUCUUUCGUUUUGUAAAUGCAGCGCAUUAAAGAACAAUCUUCCAAUGGUCAAGUCAAAAGGUAUUUUUGUAAUUGGUUUAUUUAUCGUGUUCUUUUAACUACCGAACUGCGGUUGUAGUUAGAGUCUAUAGCGUACGAGACUACACAGGUGAACGCAUUAAAGAGAACUAAAACCCAUCAGUGUGGGUCAAUACAAACCGGUGGAUUUUGUUCAAGCGUAGUACAGUGGAUGCCAAAAACAGUGUAAAACCUGGCUGGCUGGACAAUGUUUUGUAAACGUGUAACAGUAGUGCGCAGUACUAUCGUUCCGUUCACGCAGAAACGUUUGACCUGAACGCAGUGCAUCUGGUCAACACAGGGAUUGCGUAUGUACAUAUAUGCUGUUUCAACCUCUAUAGCCCGGCCUGGCCACCGUCACCGUAGUCGUUAGAAGGGUAGAAAUUUGAAUGUAAAAACGAGGUUACGUUGUUCUUAUAUACUCGUGUUACUACGUUACUCUUUUCGCACGGCAUCCCAAUGUUUUACUCCCUUUUUCCAACAUUAUGUACAUUGUGUAACUAUGAACUAUAAACAGAACAGCCUGGGAUUAUGAGAUGAGAAUAAUGAAAUUAAUAAACUAUAAUUAAACUUGCAAGUUAGCUCCUCUUUCCGACUCGCGUUCUAGCA